CAAUCCAAAAUGGCGGAUGUCAGUGAAGCUGCUCUGCCCCCUGCAAGCCAAGAGGUUAAGGAUUCAGAGGUUGUUUUCGUGGAGCCYGCUCGAAAGAUACUUAAACCAGCUGACAUAGGAAAGUGGGAAAAAUCGCAAUACUAUCAUGAUUUACUUGGAUUUAUCACACUACUUGGUGAUGCAAYAAAAGGCAAAAAAAAUACAUCUCCACGGCAAAUUUCUGAGGUAUGUCAAAAAGUUAUUGAUAUUCUUGAUUGUAUGGACAAGUGGAUAGAUAAGAUACCGCCAAUAGAACAGCCACAACGAUUUGGUAACAAGGCAUACAGAGACUGGUUUGAUCACAUGCUUCAGAAUGUCCAAUCAAUGGCAGAAGGAUUAUUACCGGAAAAGUUUAAGGGAGCAUCAAUCGAACUUGCAUCUUAUCUUAAAGAGGGCUUUGGAAAUAAAACAAGAAUAGACUAUGGCACAGGUCAUGAAGCUUCAUUUGUUACAUUUCUUUGCUGUUUGUAUAAACUAAGAAUCUUCCAGGAAUCGGACCAAGAGACCAUCGUAUUUGAAAUAUUUAACAGAUAUCUUCAUUUAAUGCACAGACUACAGAGUGUUUAUCAUCAACACAUAUUUCCAAAAUCUUUCUUGAAAGAGGAUAUCAUAGAGUCUUUUCACGAGGACUACAUGUUCUUGGAUUGUAUCAGGUUUAUCAAUACUAUGAAAACAGGGCCAUUUGCUGAGCAUUCCAAUACCCUGUGGGGAAUAAGUGGUGUUCCCAAUUGGGAUAAGGUUUAUUCUGGCCUCAUAAAGAUGUACAAGAAAGAGGUGUUGUCAAAGUUCCCUAUCAUUCAACACUUCUUGUUUGGUACAUUGAUGUCUGUUGAGCCUACAGAUCACUUCAAAAAACCAAAAUGAUAAUGAGCUGACGUGCAAAGAGUGGAUAGAAAUGUGUAACAGCACUAUGUUCACRUACCAUUAGAUUUUGCAACUCUACAAAGAAAAGUGAAAAAAAUGACAAUUAUUUCAGCUGUCAAUCAUGAUUACUGAAACCUGUGUGACCAUGCUAAAAGUUAACGUUGUUCGGUUAUCUUUUGCUGGAAAGGAUUGACAAAGAAAGACAUAGGUACGAUCAUUCUAUAUCAAGAGGCAAAUGGUCAAAAUGAUGAGUGUAAGACUUUGUGAGAUUGUCGAACCUAACCAAUUAAUUUUUUUUUAAAAAGCUCCACUGCUAAUAAUAUAUAAUAUGYCCUAUUUAUUUCACAAAAUGGGACUUAGUAGUGUCAUUAUACAUGAGAUUGCAGGCAAAUUGGGCAGCUAAACUAAGGUAGUUUUUCAUUUUCGUCUGAUAUGAAUUUACAGACUUUCAAGCCAAAGGAUGUCCAUUGCCAAACAAAAUGAAAUCAGUACUUAGGAUAUCAUUUGAAGGACAAUAAAAUAUUAAAUACAGAUAUCAAAAUACUGCUUUAAUAAUAUUAAAAUGUCAUUAUGCUUCAGUAAUUCUGCCUUGUUUAUAUCGCAUUUCAUAAUAAAUAGAGUUCCAUUGUUC
This is a messenger RNA of Actinia tenebrosa (Australian red waratah sea anemone), 1534 nucleotides long. Its product is annotated as serine/threonine-protein phosphatase 2A activator. The record is from RefSeq and is a predicted model, not a curated record. Lineage: Eukaryota; Metazoa; Cnidaria; Anthozoa; Actiniaria; Actiniidae. Gene Ontology annotation, biological process: mitotic spindle organization. Gene Ontology annotation, molecular function: peptidyl-prolyl cis-trans isomerase activity; protein tyrosine phosphatase activator activity. Gene Ontology annotation, cellular component: nucleus; protein phosphatase type 2A complex; cytoplasm.